UUGCAUCUUGUCAUAUAACGCGUUAUCUCCACUACUGAGCAAAUAUGGGAGAAAGGGGUUACAGUUUCUCACUCACCACAUUCAGCCCAUCUGGUAAACUGGUCCAGAUUGAGUAUGCCCUGUCAGCAGUAGCAGCAGGAGCCCCCUCAGUGGGAAUCAAAGCCUCAAAUGGAGUCGUUUUGGCAACCGAGAAGAAACAGAAGUCUAUACUGUACGAUGAGACGAGUGUUCACAAAGUCGAGAUGAUAACCAAACAUAUUGGCAUGGUCUACAGUGGGAUGGGUCCAGACUACAGGGUGCUGUUGAGAAGAGCGAGGAAACUGGCCCAGCAGUACUUCCUGGUCUACCAGGAGCCAAUCCCCACAGCCCAGCUUGUCCAGCGGGUAGCCUCUGUCAUGCAGGAGUACACACAGUCUGGUGGAGUUCGACCCUUUGGUGUGUCACUGUUGAUCGCUGGAUGGGAUGAUGAUCACCCUUACCUCUUCCAGUCAGAUCCCUCUGGGGCAUACUUUGCAUGGAAAGCCACCGCGAUGGGAAAGAACUACGUCAAUGGGAAAACAUUCCUAGAAAAGAGAUAUAAUGUGGAUCUGGAGCUGGAAGAUGCAAUCCACACAGCAAUCUUAACCUUGAAGGAAAGUUUUGAGGGUCAGAUGACAGAAGAUAACAUUGAGGUGGGAAUCUGCAACGAGGCAGGUUUCAGAAGACUCACCACAGCAGAGGUCAAGGACUACCUGGCAGCCAUAGCAUAAAAUGCCCCCUCCAUGGGGGUCUGUUGGCAUGGACUCAUUCAGAUCAGCUGAAAACACAUACCAAUACAGUGGCAGUUUAGCAGAUUACUACAAUUUGUCGGUUUAUUUCUCCGGUUAUACCUAGUCACAUACAACUAAUAAAAUAUGAUUUAUGUAAUAA
Molecule: messenger RNA, 909 nt
Organism: Oncorhynchus gorbuscha (pink salmon)
Lineage: Eukaryota; Metazoa; Chordata; Actinopteri; Salmoniformes; Salmonidae
Product: proteasome subunit alpha type-2-like
Exons: 7
Coding region: 45-749 (234 amino acids)
Biological process (GO): ubiquitin-dependent protein catabolic process
Cellular component (GO): proteasome core complex; proteasome core complex, alpha-subunit complex
Source: RefSeq, a predicted model, not a curated record